Hipposideros armiger (great roundleaf bat) is the source of this 5164-nucleotide messenger RNA. RefSeq names its product target of myb1 like 2 membrane trafficking protein (gene TOM1L2). Gene Ontology annotation, biological process: signal transduction. The transcript is spliced from 13 exons. Bases 70 to 1215 code for a protein of 381 amino acids. Gene Ontology annotation, molecular function: phosphatidylinositol binding; clathrin binding; ubiquitin binding. The record is from RefSeq and is a predicted model, not a curated record. Gene Ontology annotation, cellular component: endosome; membrane. Lineage: Eukaryota; Metazoa; Chordata; Mammalia; Chiroptera; Hipposideridae.
GUGAGUGUCAGUCAGGUCGCGAGCGCGACUGACAGGGUGCCCGGGCCGCUGCCGUGUUAUCCGCCCAAGAUGGAGUUCCUCCUGGGGAACCCGUUCAGCACCCCGGUGGGGCAGUGCCUCGAAAAGGCAACAGAUGGCUCCCUGCAAAGUGAGGACUGGACGUUGAACAUGGAGAUCUGUGACAUCAUCAAUGAGACGGAGGAAGGGCCAAAGGAUGCCAUUCGAGCCCUGAAGAAGCGGCUUAACGGGAACCGGAACUACAGAGAAGUGAUGCUGGCAUUAACAAUUGCCAGGCUGCGGAGCGAACUAGACAUUGUUCGAGGAAACACAAAAGUCAUGUCUGAGAUGUUAAUGGAAAUGGUCCCUGGGCAGGAGGACUCAUCUGACCUGGAGUUGCUGCAGGAGCUGAACAGGACCUGCCGGGCCAUGCAGCAGCGUAUCGUGGAGCUCAUCUCCCGCGUGUCCAACGAGGAGGUCACCGAGGAGCUGCUGCACGUCAACGAUGAUCUCAACAACGUCUUCCUCAGAUAUGAGAGGUUCGAACGAUACAGAUCAGGCCGAUCGGUUCAAAAUGGCAGUAAUGGAGUGCUGAAUGAAGUGACUGAAGACAACUUAAUAGACCUGGGGCCAGGGUCUCCAGCUGUGGUGAGCCCAGUGGUGGGGAACAUGGCCCCCCCAUCUUCCCUCUCCUCCCAGCUUGCAGGCUUGGACUUGGGGACAGAGAGCGUCAGUGGCACCCUCAGUUCACUCCAGCAGUGUAAUCCCCGUGAUGGCUUUGAUAUGUUUGCCCAGACAAGAGGGAACUCCUUGGCCGAGCAACGCAAGACGGUAACCUACGAGGACACCCAGGCUGUCAAAGGACUUGCUUCUGCACUAGACAGUCGGAAACAGAGCUCCGAAAUGAUGAGAGGUAAAAGUGUGGACUCUGACCUGGAGCCCAUAGACAGCUGGCUCAUAACCCAAGGAAUGAUCCCCGUUGUGCAGCCCUCUGUCAUGGACGACAUUGAGGUGUGGCUCAGGACGGACCUGAAGGGCGACGACCUGGAGGAGGGCGUCACGAGUGAAGAGUUCGAUAAAUUCCUUGAAGAAAGAGCCAAAGCUGCUGAAAUGGUUCCCAACCUCCCCUCACCCCCAGUGGAGGCCCCAGCCCCGGCCUCAAACCCCUCUGGCCGGAAGAAGCCAGAGCGCUCAGAAGAUGCCCUCUUCGCCCUGUGAGCUGUUCUGUGGUGUGGCUCCCUGAUGGCAGGUCACCUCUCACCCCUGUUCUCACCAGGCACUGGCCACUCCUCCCAUCCCUGACCCCCACUUGGUCCUGCAUUGCUGUCUCCAUGGAAACACCCCUGUGUUUGCUUCCAGGUCUCCCACUAGUCAGGCCUGGCUUUAGCCACCUUCUCUCUGGAUGGUGGGACAGCAGCACUGCAGCCAGAGGCGCCUCACCCCCCACCCCGCCCCUCCUGCCCUCAGACUCCCUCUGCCCAUGUUUCCUCCCAGGAAGAGCAGGCAGUAGAGCCCAGACUCAGACAAGGCAGUCUACUUGGGACUGUUUCCCGAGCAGAUACUUGGACUCUCGCUUCUGUCACCUGCCCACAGAAAACGGGGUCAGAUCCUCCUCCACGUGCCUCUGCCCCCUGCCUGGCUCAGCGGGUCUCCUUGGCCUGGCCUGCCCCUCCCACACCCCUCUGAUCCAGAAAAGGGCUUGUCUGCACCUGCAGGCUUGGUCCCCCUCCUGGGCUGCUGCUCCCUGACGUGUGUCACCUUGUGGCACUUGGCAUGCUCAGCACUGUAGGUGGCUCUAUGGGACGCCCGUGCGUGGGGCCUCAUCUUCUUGCGCCUGUUUCCGUCACUCAGCAGCCAAGCUGGAGACGGACUGGCCUCUCACGGAUUCGCAGGCUCCUGGCCUGGGGAGAGCCAGGGGCAGUGGGAGGGCAGCACGUAACCGAUGGAUGGUGGUCAUGUGGCAUGCUGGUUUAGCUCCUGCAGAGAUAACACUACUAUUAAUAUAAACGAAACUGCCCCCACGCACGUGACACGCUCCCCUCACAACAUUGGCCCAAGCUGUGGAGGGGCAUGCAGGAGGAGGAAUUGCUCUGGCUUGCUUGGGCAGGCUUGUGGGUUUGUGAGCUUGCUCUGCUCACGGCUUUAGCAUGACCUGUGGCAGCCUCUGUGCCUCUGCCGCCAGGGCCCACCUGGCAGCAGACGACUUUGCACCACGCUUAGAGAUCCAAGUGACUGACGGGCCAACGUGCUACUAAGGCCCCUGCACUGUUCCUGGCAUGGGCCUCAGUCUUCUCCACAGACUCUUCUGACAGCCUGACCUCCCCCCAGGCCACCUAGAAGGGAACAGAGCCUGGGGCCACACAGCUAGGGGCUGGCCACACCUGCUCCCAUUCUGAGUCCUCACUGGCGUGUCUCCAGGCUGUGGGUAAGGCACUCGUGGCUCAGCCCAAGCCGGGUCCAGCCUAAGUCAGCACUGUGCUGCCACUGCCCAGAAGAAUGAAAAUGCUGUACAGCUGCUUCGCACCGGCCGUGAUCCUUGGGGCCUGGGUCAGUGUUCCAGCACACACUGCCCAGGCGUUGGGGCUAAACGGCCAGGCCACUGUGUUCCUGACCCAUGGUGCGGUCAGCCCUUCCCACCUGGCAGCCCGAGCAGGGAGAAGAAGCUGGGCUUUACACGGUGGGAACUAGCGCCACAGGCUCUAGAAGAGCACUGAGGAUCAGCCGAGGGCCGUGCUGAGCCCCCCAGGAGCUGUCCUGACAUCCCCUGAGCCCCUUCCCUGUCUGGCACCGCUGCAGCUUCCUCCAGAGAAUAGGCCUGGGCUCUGGCUGGGGCUCCGUCUGCCAGGACCAGCUGGGGACAUCACACUCCAGUUCCUUAGAGGACGCCCAGCAAGCUCUUCCUCAGAGCUCAGCCAGCCGAUUUCAGGCCCUGCCAACUCUGGCAGCACGUGCCACACCUCCACUCUCCCCCCAUCCCCACCCCGGCCCUCAGCCUGCCUGCACCUCUCUCAGCACUUCCUGAGGACACAGCCCCCUGAGGCCACUUGAAUGUUAAGAUGGCUGAAGUCCGUUAGCUUACAUGGGCUGCAACAAAGGUGGCUGGGAUGGCCCAGUUAUAACCAGUGACUCCAGCUCGCAUCCCCAGCCCUUGGGCACAGUCUGAAGGGAUGGUCUCUGAGGGCCAGGGGCCCGCCCUUGCCAGUUUGCCGGCCCGUGGUGGCGGGCAGCUGGGCCUCCAAUAGCUAGCCCUGCAGGAGCAGCAGACCACAGCGGCCGUGCAGCAUCCUCUGCGGGAAGAGCUGGCCCCCCUCUCCUGUGAAAGGGGAAGUCUCCAUAAGACGAAGCCUGAGGGGUCUCAGGGGAGAGGAGGCUCCCGGCGGUGAGUGAAGCUGAAGCAUGCACCUGCCUGGGGAAACCCCAGCAAAGCUUCUCUUAAUACUCGUGGUCCAGAGCUGCACCCCAGCUCCAGCUGGGCAGCAGGUGGUGAAGUCCCGUGGGCUGGCAGGAAGACAUCGGCCCAUGCAGAGAAGUGUCACCUGCCUUCCUGGCCUAGAGCCACCCUUCUGCUCUCACAUCGUGUCUGAGGCAGCCUGCCCCAACCUGGAGGCUGAGGUGACACUUGCUUGAGGCCUGCAAAGGAGGCAAGUUCAGGCCCAGGUGUCCUUGAGGGGGCGCUGCUCAGCCCUUCCUGUCCUGAGGCUGAGGCACCCUGGGCCACAGUCACUGGUCCCUCCCCGGCAGGGAGGGCGGGAAGCACAGGCCGCAGGCCACCUGCUUAGUGCAGGGAGGAGAGCCCUGGCGGGAAAGCUGGCCAGAUCCUACCCCCAGGAAAGAGAAACCCUUGCGAGUCACCAGCCUCUUCACAAGUGUUAGAAAUCACAGAUACAGUAUGUACUUAAUUACACUAAAUUAUUGCUGGGAUUCCUUAUAAGCACUAAUUAUACCUGAUUAUAGGUUAAAAUAUUUAUUUUGUCAAAAUAUUUUCUUGGGAAUGUGUUUAACCUUUCCUGUGUUCAUUGUGUGCUGAGAUGUGAAAACUAACCAUUUCCUCCUGCCUACCUUUUUGGCAAUGGGCAGCAGUGAUGGCACCAAGUGCAGUGUGACCCAGGGCACUGGUGGGCUUUGGGUCAGCCUGCCCCGGAGCAGUGCCUGCCCAGAACCCCCCAAGCACCAAGCAGAGAUGACCACCUCACAUUAUCAGUGUGCAUGGCACAAGGGGUUUCAGAGCCAUAAGGGCUUGCUGCUGACCUGGGCCAGAGGAAAAGGUGACUUUUCUCUGUCAUCUGUCCUCCUGUCUGUCUGUCAGCCUCCUCAGUGUGAGUGACUGUGGCAUCUAUCUUGGACCAAGCCUUGGCUCCCUGCCCUUCCCUCCUCACCCCGGGGUCCAGAGCAAGUGGGCCUGGGGAGGUGUGGGGCCUGUGCUGUCACUCAAGGCCCCCAGCUGGAAGAGCGGUGACAAGGGCUCUGGGUGGCCCAGUAGCAAACACCGGACUCCUCCAGCGGGCAGGUGCUGCUCAGCUGCUCACAACCCUGCCCCUCCUCUUCCAUCCUGCCACCACAGCCCACUUUGUUCUGCACAGACACGUGCUGCUCAGCCUGGCCCCGUCUCCUGGAUGGUUCUGGGGGGUGCUGUGGGCCAGCUGGGGAAAAGCACGGUGGAGGCAUGCUGUACUCUCAGCCUCUCCACUGUCCUGGGACUCUGGGCUUCUCUCCCCAGCCCACCCACGUGGGACAGCUGGCUUCACUACCCGUGGACAAGCGUGUCCCCAGAAGACACCCCCUGUGGUACCCGCCCUCCCAGUGCCCAUCUCCAGCCCUUCCUGUCCAUGGGGGUCCGAGCCCACCUUCCCCUGCAGCCCACCCCCCAAAAGCUGUCAAUUCUGGAGUCACACUGCUUCUCUAAAAAACCUCCAGGCUCUCCUGGAGAAAGGGGAAUGGAUAUUUAUUUCCUCAAGUUUGCAGUUCAUUUGUGAGGGUUCUCAGGAUUGGGACUAUUGAAAAAAAGAACGUGUUGAGUUUGUUGUCCAGUGUCCCAGUGUCUGUCACUGUCAUGUGUUUCUGCAGGCAGAGCCAGUCCAUCCACCCACUGGCUCUCCUUCCAGAUAUCAUGUCUCUAGUUUGUGUUCUUGCAUGUAAAAUACCCCACAAUAAACAAACCAACCAACCC